AUGACAAAACCAAAGUUCUUAAAUAAUGAUUUUCAGAGAAUAUUUGUGACAGAUCGAUAUGUAAGAAAUUAUUGGGGAAAUGACAAAUUUGCUAUUAAAGGAAAUUGCGACACAUCCGUUCCUUUUAAGAAUUAUGCAAACAAGAUUUAUAAAUAUCCAGAAAAUCCAUCAUAUAUUCCUUAUCCAAAACCAAAAAGAGGAUUUGUAUGUGAAAAAGCAGACCCGAUUGAAGAACCAGUGCUGAAUGAAUCAAAUAUUAGUCUUUAUGAAGAUAUUGCUGAUAAUUCAACAACAUCAACUCAAUUAUUGAUAUUUGAAACUCCAAAUAGAAAAGUUUUGUCAAACUUAACGUUAGGUUUGAUAAUUGCUGCAAUUGUUGAAUUAAUAUUGUUAUUAGUAAUGAUAUCUUAUAUCAUUAUUAAAUCAAAUAGUUCAGAAGAAAGUUCUGAUUCUGAUGUUAUUGAAAUGAAAGAAGAAGAAAUUCAACAUAUUUCAAAUCAAAUGACAUUUGUUCAUGAAAAUGUAUUGUUUAACAUGAAUACAACAAUGAGUGAUGAUCCAUUUGCUCAAGACUUUGAAGAUGUUCAAGAUGAUAAUUACGCAUUUAACACUGAUUUAAUUGUAGAUGAUGAAUAA
Trichomonas vaginalis G3 is the source of this 636-nucleotide messenger RNA. RefSeq lists its product as uncharacterized. The transcript has a single exon. Lineage: Eukaryota; Parabasalia; Trichomonadida; Trichomonadidae. The record is from RefSeq and is a predicted model, not a curated record. Bases 1 to 636 code for a protein of 211 amino acids.